Molecule: messenger RNA, 1841 nt
Organism: Paramacrobiotus metropolitanus
Lineage: Eukaryota; Metazoa; Tardigrada; Eutardigrada; Parachela; Macrobiotidae
Product: CCA tRNA nucleotidyltransferase 1, mitochondrial-like
Exons: 4
Coding region: 220-1686 (488 amino acids)
Biological process (GO): RNA processing
Molecular function (GO): nucleotidyltransferase activity; RNA binding
Source: RefSeq, a predicted model, not a curated record
AAACUUUCUAACCGCACAUCGGGUAAACCGUAAACGUAAAUCGAUUUUUAACAGUUCGUUCAAAUAAAUAAUGAAGAGUAGCGGGCCAAGAAUGGAACCUUGCGGCACACCUGCACACACGCGUUUACUUUUACGAUUUUUUAGCAGACCGGCAUUUAUUAAGACCAACCAGCCUAUAGUGAUUGUUUUUACGUUGUUGUUAUCAUCUUCUCGAUUUUCAUGAGGGUUUCGACCAGAGUGUUGUCCAUACUAUCCGUUAACAUCCCGAAAUUCAAGUUUCGUUACAAAAGCCAGUGUGGUGUGAACCAGUCAGUGCGUCCGCUAUGUAGAAGCUCGAUGUGCUUACAAUCCGCACUUAAUCGCAUUAACAUGGCAGAAUCUGUGAAAAUCACGUCGCCUGUCUUCCGGAGUCUCUUCACUCCGGAACUGGAAAGUCUGGCGAGUAUCUUCAGGGAAUAUGGCUACGAACUGCGCAUAGCCGGCGGCGCAGUGCGGGAUAUUUUGAUGAAUAUUCGACCGGAGGAUGUGGAUUUCGCCACAACAGCCACUCCGGUGGAUAUGAAGAAGAUGUUUGAUGAGAAACUGAUCCGUAUGAUUAAUGCGGGUGGAGAGAAACAUGGCACUGUAACAGCACGAAUAAAUGACAAAGAGAACUUUGAAGUCACCACACUGCGGAUUGAUAAGACGACCGAUGGAAGAUGGGCACAAGUGGAAUUCACCACGGACUGGGUUCUUGACGCGCGACGGCGCGAUCUGACCAUAAAUUCCAUGUUUUUAGAUUUGGAUGGGAAUCUUUACGAUUACUUCAGCGGAAUGCAGGAUCUUAUGCAGCACCGUAUUCGUUUUGUGGACGAUCCUCGAAAACGCAUCCAGGAAGAUUUCUUGCGGAUUUUGCGCUAUUUUCGCUUUUACGGAAGAAUUUGCCCAGAUGCCGAUAAUCACGAUUCCGACACUUUGGAAGCGAUUCGGGAAAAUGCUGACGGGCUGCAACGUAUAUCGGGCGAGCGUAUCUGGAUGGAACUGCGAAAAAUCCUUACGGGACGCCACGGAAAUCAUUUAGUUAGCCGUAUGGUUGAUCUCGGUCUGACACGGUACAUGGGAUUCCCGGAAAAACCAAAUGUGGAAGAAUUAUUUGCUGUUUGGAAAAGAUGUCAUGAAUUCCAGCCUAAACCAGCGACGAUAUUAGCCUCGCUUCUUGCGAGCCAGGAAGAGGUGGAGAAGCUGGAUGAACGUUUACGGUUAUCCAAUGAAGAAUGUGCGACGGUACUUUUUAUCAUCGAUCACCGCUCAAAUCCUGAUCUGCUGGAUUACUGCCGGAAAUAUCCGGAUGUGAAUGCAUUGGUACCGUACCAGCAUCUUGUGGCGGAAACCGCCCUCACGUGCAAACAGUCUGAUGCGCGAUCGCGCUGUAUCGAAUUACUGAAGUACCGUGGCGAUGGCGUCCUGGUACAGGGAAUGGAAAACUGGGAAAUUCCACCGUUCCCAGUCAAAGCCACCAUGCUAAUAGAAAAAGGUCACCAGGGACCGAUUGUAGGGAUGGCUUUGGAUUAUUUAAGAAGAGAAUGGAUACGCAGCACAUUUACCAAGACGGUGGACGACCUCCUGUUGAACGACCUUCCUAAAGCUAUGCACCAGUUGGAAAUACAGCUGGCAGAGCGUCCAAAGAAUAAAAAAGUUAAACGGUAGAUAAUUGAAGUGCGUUAUCUACUCGUAUAGUUGUACCUUUUUAUAAUGUGUGUGAUAGUGAAUUGACUAAUUUUAUUGGUAAUCAUAAAGUCUUACUUACGAUGGAUACUUGGAGCAACUGGUGAUAAAAACAAGGAACAUUUUCCAAGAACCCG